Messenger RNA from Hippoglossus stenolepis (Pacific halibut), 808 nucleotides. It is a transcript of the gene chtf8, whose product is annotated as CTF8, chromosome transmission fidelity factor 8 homolog (S. cerevisiae). Bases 139 to 549 code for a protein of 136 amino acids. Gene Ontology annotation, cellular component: Ctf18 RFC-like complex. Lineage: Eukaryota; Metazoa; Chordata; Actinopteri; Pleuronectiformes; Pleuronectidae. The transcript is spliced from 3 exons. The record is from RefSeq and is a predicted model, not a curated record. Gene Ontology annotation, biological process: mitotic sister chromatid cohesion.
GCAGCUGGCGGUAAACGCUGUUGACAUCUGAGCUGGUUUGAUGUUGUUGAAUAACGAACCUGGAUGGAACCUGUUUUAGUUAAAUACUAAUAUUAACAUUAAUAUUAAUAUCUAGCGACGUCACUUUCCUUCAGGACAAUGGUUCAAAUCGUCGUCAGAGGCAGCGUGGAUGGCAGCAGUCCUCCAGAGUGGCUGCUGGUGGAGCUUCAGGGAGAGAUGGUGUCCAGACACAACUCCGGCCUGGCAGGAAAUGUGAUGGGAGACCUGCUCUACACCAAAGAGGGGGUGCCAGUGCUGAUUGUGGGACAUCACAUCCUGUACGGGAAGCAGGUCAAACUGGAGAAAGUCUUUGCCGUCCUCACUAAGCGUUCUGACCACGAGCAGGACACCCAGGACGCUAAUGAGGAUGAUGUCACACAGGUUCCCAUGGAGACGGACCAGCAGGGCUCCACCUCCAAGUCUUACUACGUGACGGCCAUCAUCAAGAGGAAGCUGAUCUUUAAGACUCGCCCCAAACCCAUCAUCACCAAUGUGCCCAAGAAGGUGUAGAGCGAGUCCCAGGGUCAGAGGUCAAGAGACUGAACCCUAUGACCUUCAUGGAACUGAUCAGGACUGAGCCUCGUGUUGAUCACUGCUGUCGACCUCUGACCUGAUUCCAACGAGAGACUUUUAAAGAGACUCGGACAAGUUUCCUGAGAUUCUUGGAAAUCAAAAGCUGUUUGAAAGGUUUUUACAUUUUGAAAACAAAUUAUUCUAAAUAAAACUGUAAUAAAACAAAAGAAUUCAACAGGACGGAUUGAUAAAUUGU